CCUCUUCAGUCUUUUUAUUCUUAACAAGGCCACAGUUCCUGUUCUCCUUCAACUUCUCUUUCCUUUCACCCCUCCCUAAACAAUGCUUGAUCUCCGGCAAGGGUUUGCUGGAAACCAUAGCAGCAGAAUAAAUGACAGUUAUGACAGUUCAAGCAAUAUAGAUUUGGGCAUCUGGGCUCGAAGAACAGCUCAAAAUUAUCAGAAUUAUGGUAAAGAAGGUAGCAGUGGAAUAGAUUUUGGAUCUCAAACACAAAUUGAAGAUGAAUCCGGCAACUCGUCGCCACCCUUGUGGAAAGCAAGUUCACCCUCUAGUCCUACUGAAGCUUCACCAUUGAACCCACGGCACAACCACCACCACUACCAUCUUUCCCCAGCAUCUCGCUCACAGGCUAUUGCCAGAGGCCGGCGGGAAUUGAUGGAGAUGAUCCAAAACAUGCCCGAGUCCAAUUACGAGCUAUCUUUGAAAGAUCUUGUUGAGCAGCCAAUUAUGCCAGGAGUUCAACAAGCAACUGUGGAUGAAGAUGGGAUUCUAAAUAUUGAUGCCAAGAUGCAGGGUGACAAAGGAAGAAGGAAUAUCAAGAAAAGUGAUAAGAAGAGGCAAAUUAUGCGAAAUGGAAGCAUGGAUAGUGGAGUUUUUCUUCUUAAGAUGUUUUUCCCAACUAGAAUGGGUUCAAAAAAGAAGAACAAAAAGAACUCAGCAACAGGUAGCUGUUCUAAAGUUUCUCCUAAACCCCAAUCGCUAGAGGGACCUGAAAAAGGUGUGGAUAAGGAGUGGUGGAAGAAAAGGCUCUCAGUGGCAGGAGAGGGUAACUACGGUGGAUCAAGUAGCAAUAGCGGAAGCAAAGGAAGCACUUCGAGCAGUGGUAGCAGCAGUAGCAGAAAUAGUAGUAGAAGCAGACACAUUGGUGGUUGCUUACCUGCUUUCUGGUCCUUCUUCAAGAGCAAGAAAAGCAAAACGAGAGGUCAAAACGAGUACCCUUUUUGAAUGGAAAGACUGUUAGAGAAUAAAAACCUGCUCACAGUUCUUUGAGAUGGUAUCAGAACCUGUUUGACCAAGUGGUGUAGCAUUCAAUUUGAUCCUCACCGCCCCCAUUAUAAUUAAUUAAAUUGCAGAACAAGGUAUGGGUAGGCCUGUGCUUGUCCACGUUUCAAGCCCAAUAGGCUUUCGCAUGAGGGGGCAUGUUAUAAAAAAAAAAAAAGAAACUACUCAGCAACCUCACUUAAUAGCUUAAGCUUUUAGGUUGGUCAGUUCUUUGAGAAAGACCACACAAAUAUUGUACUUACAUCUUGCAUUACUUAGAGCAGAAAGAAAAUGCAAUAUGAGAUAUGUAUAUUCUUAAGAAAUUUGUGAUGAGAUUUCCUUUGGUUUUCUUUCUCCUCUUUCUGUUUUUCAUUUGGUGGGUGAGAUAUGAAUGUUGUUGUUUUCAGGGCA
Messenger RNA from Nelumbo nucifera (sacred lotus), 1432 nucleotides. RefSeq lists its product as uncharacterized. The record is from RefSeq and is a predicted model, not a curated record. Lineage: Eukaryota; Viridiplantae; Streptophyta; Magnoliopsida; Proteales; Nelumbonaceae.